Messenger RNA from Coffea arabica (coffee), 420 nucleotides. Lineage: Eukaryota; Viridiplantae; Streptophyta; Magnoliopsida; Gentianales; Rubiaceae. The record is from RefSeq and is a predicted model, not a curated record.
AUGGCAGGAAAGGGAAAGAAGCUACAACUGAGAUUUGUAGGACCAUAUAAGAUUCUUCAACGUGCAGGAAAUGUGGCUUAUAAGUUGGAAUUGCCACCAAAUUUAUCUCGGAUCCACAAUAUUUUUCACGUAUCGAUGCUCAAGAAAUAUCAUCCAGAUCUGUCUCAUGCAUUGCAACCGAAAAAUAUUGAGAUUGAUGAGGCACUAACCUAUGAGGAGAAACCGAUAAGGCUUCUAAAUUGUAAGGUGAAAGAAUUGAGGAAUAAGCGAAUUCCAUUGAUGAAAGUCCUAUGGAAGAACCACGGACUAGAGGAAGCAACUUGGGAAGUAGAACAAGAAAUUCGAGAAAAAUAUCCAGAUCUAUUUCCGAAUCAAGGCGUUCAAGAGGAUCUUGAAGAGAAUCCCGGAGCCGACCAUUAA